AUGUCAACACCUGCUCAAAGACGACUUCUUCGUGAUUUGAAACGCCUUCAAUCUGACCCACCUCCAGGCAUAUGUGGUUCCCCGGUUGAAGAUAACGUAAUGGUAUGGAAUGCUGUUAUAUUCGGACCUGAUGAUACGGCUUUUGAGGAUGGAACUUUUAAACUUCGGCUAGACUUCACGGAAGAUUAUCCAAACAAACCCCCACGUGUUGUUUUCACAUCAAAAAUGUUUCAUCCGAAUGUUUAUACUGACGGUAGCAUAUGUUUAGACAUCCUUUCCAAUGCUUGGAGUCCAACAUACGAUGUCUUGGCUAUACUGACUUCUAUCCAGUCUUUGUUGGAUGAACCGAAUCCGAACUCACCAGCUAAUAGCAUGGCAGCUCAGUUGUAUGUGGAGAACAGACGAGAAUACGAAAAGCGUGUUCGUGCUUGUGUGGAAGAGAGUUGGUACGAAGAGGAUGUUUGA
This is a messenger RNA of Trichobilharzia regenti, 465 nucleotides long. NCBI's taxonomy places the organism in Eukaryota, Metazoa, Platyhelminthes, Trematoda, Strigeidida, Schistosomatidae. The record is from the annotation of a GenBank genome assembly.